AUGGUAGCCUUCCCAAUACGUCUAAAUGCCACACUGGAUCUUUUCAUGACUAAUAGGCCAUCUCUGGUAGACAAAUGCACACCAGCACCAGGUGUUGGCGACCAUGAUAUUGUACUUGUUACAUCCUCUGCCUCAGUCAGACGUUCAAGGCCUGUACAGCACAAAAUCCAUUUAUGGAAUAGGGCUGAUCUGAAAACCAUGAAAGAGGAGUGUCGCAUCCUGACCAACAAGUUCCUGGCAGGGUUUAACAACACCAACCCUGUAGAAGAUAUCUGGGCCUAUAUCAAAACAAGUUUACUUGGCUUACAAGACCAGCACGUCCCAUCUAAGAUGUCGUCACCAAGAUACUCGCAACCAUGGGUUAAUCGAAGCGUAAAGAGGGCCAACCGGAAAAAGAAGCGCAGCUUGUGGAAAGCGAGGAAAACCAAGAAUGACAAGGACAUCCAGAGAUACCAUCGUUUGAAGAAGGAGUCAAGAUCAGCAUGUAAGGCAGCAUAUGACACAUACAUAAAGAACAUGAUCAGCCCAGAUGCAACAUCAAACCCUAAAAGAUUCUGGAGUUUUAUUAAGGUCAUGAAAUCUGAUACCACAGGAGUAGCACCACUGAAGGAUUCUGCUGGAAUGACCCACUCCGACAGUAGCAGGAAGGCCAACAUCCUUAACAAACAGUUUUCAUCGGUCUUUAACAAAGACGAGCGAACAUAUGCCAUCCCAGACAAAGGUCGCAGCCCUUAUGAGGACAUGCCGUCCAUAACAAUUGGACUCGAAGGUCUGAGAAAGUUGCUCUCCAACCUCCAGAUCCACAAAGCAACUGGUCCAGGUGGAGUUGCCUGUACUCUUCCAGGCAUCUCUAAACCAAGCAUCUAUUCCAGUAGAGUGGAAGACAGGACAUGCGGUACCUAUUUACAAAAAGGGGAGAAGAAUAAAGCGGAAAAUUAUCGUCCGGACUUAGCUUUUAACAUCCACUCCAAAGGCCAAGCUGACGUCAUCUUAACAGACUUUUCAAAGGCCUUCGACAAAGUUCCUCACAAGCGUCUUCUGUAUAAGUUAGACCACUAUGGGAUUAGACACAAUCAUCUGCAAUGGAUCAAAGACUUCCUUGUAGGCCGGACCCAACAAGUGUUACUGGAGGGCGUUACAUCAUCUAAAGCCCCAAUACAAUCAGGAGUCCCCCAGGGUAGUGUGCUUGGACCAUUGCUGUUCGUGUCGUUUAUUAAUGACCUACCAGAUUGUGUCUCAGAGGGAUCAACAGCAAGAUUAUUUGCAGAUGACUGUGUCUUCUACAGGAAUAUCAGAAAGAAGAAGGACGCCUUCAAGCUUCAAGAAGACCUAGAAGCUCUACAGCAAUGGGAGGUUAAUUGGUUAAUGGAGUUCCACCCCAAGAAAUGUCAAGUACUGCAUGUCACCAACAAAAGGAAGUGUGUAGAAUACCCCUACAACAUCCAUGGACACACCCUUGAAGUGGUUGAUUCUGCCAAGUACCUUGGGGUUAAUAUCCACAAGAGUUUGACUCAGCACAUCAACCAUAUCACCAAGAGAGCAAACUCAACAUCAGCUUUUCUACGACGUAACAUCCAUCAAUGCCCACGUGAGACCAAAGCCCUAUGCUAUAAGGCAUUAGUCCGUCCCUUGCUGGAAUAUGCAAGUGUUAUCUGGGACCCGCAUACGACAGAAAACAUCAAUAAGAUUGAUAUGGUACAGAGGAGAGCUGCUAGAAUGGUAAUGAAUGAUUUUAGGACAACCAGCAGUGUCUCCAGUAUGAUCCAGCAACUCAACUGGCCCUUACUACAGGAGCGCAGAGCCCAGGUCAGGAGUAUUAUGAUGUACCGUAUUGUGUAUCAGCUGGUUGACAUACCAUCUACACUCCUGAUACCAACCAUUUCUCCAAGAGGGAACAACAUCAUCUUCCUUGUGCCGUAUGUCAGGACUACAGUUUACCAGAAAUCGGGGUUUUUUCCAGAUGGGAUUAGGAUUUGGAACUCUUUACCAUCUGAGGCUGUCAAUGCAACAUCCUUAGACAGCUUCAAGUGCCAGAUCCAGUCCAUCAGUAUCCGACCAUAG
Molecule: messenger RNA, 2061 nt
Organism: Ostrea edulis (European flat oyster)
Lineage: Eukaryota; Metazoa; Mollusca; Bivalvia; Ostreida; Ostreidae
Exons: 3
Coding region: 1-2061 (686 amino acids)
Source: RefSeq, a predicted model, not a curated record